Closterium sp. Yama58-4 is the source of this 1188-nucleotide messenger RNA. The record is from the annotation of a GenBank genome assembly. Lineage: Eukaryota; Viridiplantae; Streptophyta; Zygnematophyceae; Desmidiales; Closteriaceae.
AUGGACCCGGGAAACUGGGCCACGGACAUUGCGGGAGGGUCGGCGUUCGGAUACACGCUGCUAUUCGUCGUGCUCAUGUCGUCCAUCUGCGCCAUGUUCCUCCAGAGCCUGUCUUUAAAGCUCGGCGUCGUCGGCGAAAGGGACCUCGCGCAGGCCUGUCGCGACGCGUAUCCGCGCUACGCGAAUCUUGUCCUCUGGAUCCUUGCCGAAAUCGCCAUCGCCGCGACGGACCUCGCGGAAGUUAUCGGAUCCGCGACCGCAUUGUACCUUCUCUUCGGCCUACCCUUAUGGAUAGGCAUCCUUAUAACGGGAGCUGAUUGCCUCCUUAUAAUCUUCCUCGGCGGCCGCAGCGCGCGCGUGCUGGAGCUCCUAAUCUUCAUCCUCUGCGCUGUGAUCGCCGCGUGCAUGACGUACGAGUUAAUCGCGGUCCGUCCCGACUGGGUCCUGGUCCUGAAAGGGUUCGUUCCAUCAGGCCAGAUUUUCACAAACCCUGACGUGCUAUACGCGGCGGUGGGUAUCCUGGGAGCAACGGUCAUGCCGCACAACCUGUACCUCCACUCCAGCAUCAUCCAAACGCGCAAUUACGGCCGCACCGCGGAGGGCAAGCGCAUGGCCGUGCGUUACGGCACGUGGGACUCGUGCCUGUCGCUGUUCGUCGCGUUUUUCGUGAACGCGGCCAUUCUGAUCCUCGCGGCCGCCGCGUUCUACUACAACGCGUCGGGCCAGCAGACGGUCGCGGAUAUCAGCGACGCGUAUCACCUGCUUGCGCCCGCCAUCGGCGACACCGCCGCGCGGAUCCUCUUCGGAAUUGCUUUAUUAGCCAGCGGGCAAAAUUCCACCAUUACGGGAACGCUUGCGGGACAAAUUGUAAUGGAGGGGUUUGUGGAUGUGAAGCUGCCGCCAUGGCUGCGACGCAUGGUGACCCGCUGCAUCGCGAUCGUUCCUGCUGUUGUUGUGGCGGCUAUCAGCGGCAUGGAAGGCGCCGGGAAGCUUCUGGUGCUGAGCCAGGUGAUUCUGUCGCUCCAGCUGCCGUUUGCCAUUGCGCCUCUGGUGCACUUCACGUCGUCCCCUGCUCGCAUGGGGAAGUUUGUGAACGGGUGGGUGAGCACGAUUCUCGCGAUUCUCCUGACGCUGGUCAUCAUAGGGCUUAAUGGGUUCCUGGUGGUGCAGUGGGCCAUGGGUGGUUAG